AUGGACCGCGGCUUCGUCGCGGGCGGGAGGCUGAAGAGUCCGCCGGGCCGCCGGCGGCUUCUGCUCUUCCUGCCGUCAGGCAGCUGCGGAAGUCCGGGCGGCCGCGGCGUCUCGGCGCGCCACUGCUUGUCAGCGCUGUCCGUGGGUCUGGGGGCGCUGCGGUCUCGUGGUCCGGCGGCCCGCGGCGGCGCGUCACGUGCCUCCCCGCUGCUCCUCCUCCUGCUCGUGCCCUCCCCGCGCCUGGCCGCCGUCGCCCCGCGCCGGCCCCUCGCGGACCCGGAGCGCUCGCGCCCGAGGCCCUGCGUCCCCGCGGCCGGCCGUGGCGGCGCGGGAGGUACCUGCGGGGCCGCCCCAGGCAUCGCCUGGGCCGCCGGCGCCCUCCACCUGUGCCGCGGCCGAGUGGCCGCCCUCACUUCGUCCAGGAGAGAGCUGAGCCUCUCUGCUGGGAGCCUGCAGCUGGAGCGCAGGAGAGAUCUGGAGCACAAAAGGAGAGAUUUCACCUCUUGUGGGAACAAGAAGCUCUACUUUGACACCCAUGCCUUAGUGUGUUUACUGGAAGAAAAUGGGUUCUCCACCCAGCAAGCAGAAAUCACUGCCUCUGCAUUGGUCAAGAUCACGGACGCCAACAUGGAUAUUGUCUACAAGGAUAUGGUCACCAAGAUGCAGCAGGAGAUCACCGUACAGCAAAUAAUGUCUCAGAUUGCCAAUGUGAAAGAAGAUAUGAUUAUUUUGGAGAAGAGCGAAUUUUCAGCCCUCAGAGCAGAAAAUGAGAAGAUAAACGUGGAACUACAUCGGUUAAAACAACAAAUAAUGGAUGAAGUUGUCAAAGUCCGAACUACCAAGUUAGACUUCAAUCUAGAAAAGAGCAGAGUGAUGGAAUUGUACUCGUUGAAUGAAAGGAAGCUGCUGGAAAUGAGGACAGAAAUGGUGGCAUUGCAUGCCCAGCAAGAUGGUGCUGUCACCCAGACAGACAGGAAGAUAGACACUGAGGUCGCUGGCCUCAAAACCAUGCUGGAGUCACACAAGCUCGAUAACAUUAAAUAUUUAGCAGGAUCUGUAUUUAUGUGCCUAACAGUAGCUCUGGGAUUUUAUCGCCUGUGGAUAUAAUAAAGUGUCUAUUUAAAGAGAAAAAAGUAAAUAAAUAAAAUAAAAUCCUAUAAAAUGUCAGUAUUUCCUGUCCACCCCAGCCUCAUGUCUGGCCCUCUCUAAACACCCUGAUUGGUUCCACUGGAUUGCUGUAGAAACAGAUAAAUUUUAUACUCAUGACUCACCUCUAAGAGCUUUCCAAGACAUUAUGUAUUCUCUAUAUUAGACACCACUUUAUUGACUUGCAAAGCCUGCCAAAUUUCCAAGCCUCUCUUAUGAUUCAUAGUGAAGGUCCUCAUAAUUAAUCUUCAAGUAUAUCAGCAAAUCAGUCUCACAACUCUCUGGGUAGUUGUAGUCUAAAGGCAUCUUAGUUUCUUCGCAAUGCCAAUUCAAUUUUUUUCUCAUGUCUCAUACCAGUAAGUUGCAAAACAGCUAAUUCUAACCCUGGCUCUUGAUCCUACUUUGUAACUCAGAUUCAGGCACAUGAAGAUAAUAAAUACCCCAACUUUAUGAUGAGUUAUCCAAAUAGUCAAUUUCCCUGCCCUGUAAUGCAGAGGCUGCCUGUCUUCCCCAACCUGCUAAUUAGGGGACUCUAAUCUAGUUUCAAACCUGUCUCUCCCCCUCAUGUACCUCCUUUUCUCUGACUAUAUUUGGCACUAAAUACCAGUGUGGUGUGACUGAGCUUCUAUGUAUUCACUCUUUG
Messenger RNA from Zalophus californianus (California sea lion), 1789 nucleotides. RefSeq names its product mitochondrial calcium uniporter regulator 1-like. The record is from RefSeq and is a predicted model, not a curated record. Lineage: Eukaryota; Metazoa; Chordata; Mammalia; Carnivora; Otariidae. Gene Ontology annotation, cellular component: mitochondrial inner membrane; mitochondrion. Gene Ontology annotation, biological process: positive regulation of mitochondrial calcium ion concentration; calcium import into the mitochondrion.